UGAAUAGUCGCGAUCCGAUUUAGGGUCCAUUUUGCAAAAUUACUAUCGCCGCCGCCUGCCGCCUCCGGCCUCGCCUUGGUCCCGCCGUUGGCUCGCUCAGCCGCGCCGCCUCGCCGUCUCCACCCACCUCCCCGCGAGACCCGAGGGCUUCACGCUUCGCCUCCGCGCCAAUGCUGGCGCCAUGGCCUUCCGCAACCGCGCUCGUGGCGGCGGCAGGAGGCGAGGAAUGGUGCGCGUGGACGGGCCGCGCGCUGGUCAGGCGGCGGAAGGAGCAUGGCAUGCCGCCGCUGAUCAGGAGGGGGGGGGGGCGUGCGCUGGUCACCUUCCCGCCGCCGCUAUUUGGCUCUUGAGGAGACGGCGACGUAAGCAUCCCGCUUCUCUGGUGGACGAGGAGGAGGGAGGGAGGCGGCUGGAGGCCGCGAGUCGACCGGCAUCCAUGGUAAAGGGGAGAAAGGUUCAGAACACUCUGCCACUGUUGCUUUGCAACCACCGUUCGCAGUCUACAAUGGUCGUUUUGGGCCGGGCCUUGGUCAAUCAAUGUUAUGACUGUCCGUUUACUUUGUGUAUGCAUAUGUUUCUGCUAAUAAUCCUUAUGCUGGGCAACACUAUGGCCUGCUUUCUCCGCUUCCCAUGGGAGCAACGGUAGGUUGUAUUAGUUUCAGACCAGACAUCUAUGGAAUUUCUGACUGAAUUUGUAGUUGUGGUAACAUAUCACAAAACUAAUACAUAUAUGUAAAAACGAAAACUUAUUUUAGUGAUCGACUAAAUUCCACAUUUUCGGAAAUUCAUGCAUUAGUUAUUUUCAGAUUUUCCCUGUUUUUCAAACUGUUUUUUACUGUUUAUGAACAUGAAAUUCACCUGUGCCCCAUCCUUUAAGUGCUUAUAUGUUUUCAUCAAUAAAUAAAAGGAGAUUGGCCACUAUAAUAUUGAACCAUGAAAAAAAUAAAACAAAGACAAGGUAAUCCAGGAGAUAAGUGUACUGGCGAUGGAUGAGCAGGUGUAUUAGCUAUAGUAUCGUGAUAUUUUCUUUUAUAAAUGUGGGGCUGGAAGCCAAAUCUUUUCUGUGGAAUUGGUAUCCUAAUGAGAACACAGAAAGGAAAUAUCUUUAUUUGAUGCUGCCAUUUGUCAAGUAGGAAAUCUGUAGAAUAUUCGUGAGUUGCUUUUGUUUUCCCCAUUUAUAUUUGUGGAUGCAACCUGGAGGGUGUGUGCGGAUACCACUGACCAUGCGAAGCAAUUUGAAGGCAUCUUUCAUUGGCGCCGUGCCCGUGCCAAAACAGAGAGGGUAAAUAGGCUGGUGAAAGCCAGAAAGCCAUAUCUCCAGGAGUCGCGCCAUCUGCAUGCAUUGUGUCGUGCAAGAGGCUCUGGUGGACGUUUUCUGAACACAAAGAGUCCAACGGCAAGGACCCUGGCAAUGGCAAGGCAAUGGUCAGCUAUCCGCUUAUGUGCCAGGUGUCAUCUCCAAGUUCAGAGAUCCAGCAGUCAGAUCUGGGCAACCUGAGCAGCGUCUCAAGUCUGUCAGGCUCGGAGGUGUCAAGCAUAUACGAUCAUGAAGAUGUGGACCACUACCACAGCUUUCAUCACCUCUACAUUCCUUUCACCCACUCCCGAGCAUCAUGGACGGUGACUUGGUGAGCAUGGCGGUAACCCCUUCAAGUGGCCAGCAGCCUCUGAGGGCUGCUGUGACCUCCUCAGAGCUUGACUAGAGGGGUUACCGGACAGCCAAAUGCUAGGAACUGGCCACAACCGGCAAAAGCUGCCAGGCAUUACCAAUUCUGGGUCAGGGAUCGUCCCUCCCUCCCACCAUUUGGCUGUUGGUAGGCAAUUCAUUUUCAUUCUUUGCUGAAGGCAUUGUGGUUGUUUCCACUCACCACCUAAUUCUCCUGGAAAUAUUAGUUCUGGGAUCUUGCCGGAAAAAUAUUGUUGAUAGUACUAGCUGGGGCCAGGGCCAAAUGCUGGAUCUUGCCGGAAAAAAAUUGCCUCCGCACUAAUGCUGGGGCCAGAGCCUUCCGCACCCUGCGCUGGUGGCGGCGGCGGCGGCCGGAGGCGAGGAAUGGUGUGCGCGGAUGGGCCGCGCUCUAGUCAGGCGGCGGAAGGAGCAUGGCGUGCUGUCGCCGAUCCGGAGAGGGCGCUUGCGCUGCUCACCUUCCUGCCGGUGGCGGCAUAAGCACCCCGCCUCUUCGGGAAUUGGGAUCGGAUUUGCUGGGCACUGGGAAGGGAGGCGGCAUGAGGCCGCCGGUUGACCGGCAUCCAUGGCUGCCUGCUAUGGAACACCUGGAUGAGCUCGGAGGAGAUUGGCACUGCCAAAUGGCAAUCUUACGUAGAUUAACGGAGCAUGUUUACGAGAUGGUGAGCUUUGCAGACUGGAUUUGAAGCUGUUACUCUAUCAUUGUCUCGAGGGAACAUGGCAAAGGCAUCUGAGUGCUCUGCUCCUGCAAUACCAAAUAUGUCUGCGGAGUAUAAUGGUUCGUCUGAGAUGGGUGCUUGUCAGCCAAUGGCUGUUGGCCGGAAGCUGCUCCCACCUGUUACAGCAGGUGAUGCACCAGCUUUUGUCAGUGAAAGGCAGUAUGAUGCUAUCAUUCGGCUGCGUGAACGUCGCCGUCGUAUCAAAGAAGCAAGGGAGAGAAGGGGGCUCAAAGUUAAGAAGCACAUUCCAAGAGAUCCUAAAGGGCGCUUUGUCAAGACCAAGGGCAACCAAGAAGGUACCAAUGGAGGCAUCAUGGUGCCAUUCAGCGCCCCGCUAAGAGGCUUCAUCACAGCCAAUGGCUACCAGGAUGUGACCACUGUUGGCAGCGAGCUGCAAAGCAGCACUCCUGCAAUAGGCUUCUAUUGGCCCUCUAUUGCAACCAAUGAAGGCGGGGAAAACAUUGGUAAGGUCAUGUUUCGGCCCUUCACCGCAACCAGUGGAUACGAUGAGGCCACCUCUGGCAGCAAGGUUCCUGUCAGCAACACCGCAGGAGACUUCUAUUGGCCCAUCGUGGCUACCAACGACGAGGAGGAAAACAUGGGCGAGUUCGCCUACAGCAGCAUCCUGAACCUGGAAUCGCCUGAUCCCACCACGCUCCUCAAGAUCAUGAUGGGGAACAGGUACAGCACCGACCCAGUCUCGGAGCAGUUUCAAAACGUGGCGCGCCUCCAGGCUCCUGACUUCUCCACCCUUCUGACCGUCAUGAACAAUGCUGGCUAUGAUGAGGCCGCGGACGACGGCCACUAUGAUGUGAACAAAGUAAUGGCGAAGUUACAAGGGUGGGAACCAGCGGCAGGUCCCUCUUAGGCCUGCCCCUGCCAUCGUUUUGCAGCCUUAUAAUGUAGGCUUGCUUAUCAGUUCUCUCGUUGAUGGCUAUCUAUCUGUUCUCUUUUGCUUGUGUCCUGACUCCAGUUUCUCAGAUUUUCUGAAGUUUCUGAACCUGUUUGGUUAAUAAGGCUAUGUGCUGAGCCCAGCUCCCAGGUUGGAGUUCACCUGGACUCGGACCUAUUUCUUCUUAUUUACAAUGCUACCUAGUUCCUUGGAUUUUGGUGGAAUUUUCUUAAUAAGGCUGUAUGCCGGACCGGAGUAUGCCUAAACUGAAUGGCUGUAUGGACCUGGUUUAUGAAUGGCAUCAAAUCUUGGAUUUUGUUAA
This is a messenger RNA of Setaria italica (foxtail millet), 3617 nucleotides long. RefSeq lists its product as uncharacterized. Lineage: Eukaryota; Viridiplantae; Streptophyta; Magnoliopsida; Poales; Poaceae. The record is from RefSeq and is a predicted model, not a curated record. Gene Ontology annotation, molecular function: RNA polymerase II cis-regulatory region sequence-specific DNA binding; DNA-binding transcription factor activity, RNA polymerase II-specific. Gene Ontology annotation, biological process: regulation of transcription by RNA polymerase II. Bases 2402 to 3271 code for a protein of 289 amino acids. The transcript is spliced from 9 exons.